Molecule: messenger RNA, 869 nt
Organism: Aplysia californica (California sea hare)
Lineage: Eukaryota; Metazoa; Mollusca; Gastropoda; Aplysiida; Aplysiidae
Product: adhesion G protein-coupled receptor E1-like
Exons: 7
Coding region: 78-869 (263 amino acids)
Molecular function (GO): calcium ion binding
Source: RefSeq, a predicted model, not a curated record
GUUACUUCUGGGAGAAUGAGGAACUCGAUAGCGACGUCUGGUGGCCACACGAACCCAACAGGAUCGGGGCUGGGUGUAUGACCGUCAGCGACACCUGCCGGCCUCUACGCAUGAGCAGAGAGAGAGCGGUGUCAAAGGUCAGGGACCGCCAUGACGUCAUGGACCACUGCUGUACAGACAGAGAGCAUUUCCUCUGUUCGGACAUAGACGAGUGUAGUGAGAACCUCCACCAUUGUCCCCCACACAGCGAGUGUAACAACACACUAGGAAACUACACAUGUCUCUGUCACACAGGAUUUACUCAAAUAGCAUACAACACGUGCCAAGAUAUUGACGAGUGUAGUGAGAACCUCCACCAUUGUCCCCCACACAGCGAGUGUAGCAACACACUAGGAAACUACACAUGUCUCUGUCACACAGGAUUUACACAGUCAGGACACAACGCGUGUCAAGACAUAGACGAGUGUAGUGAGAACCUCCACCAUUGUCCCCCACACAGCGAGUGUAACAACACACUAGGAAACUACACAUGUCUCUGUCACACAGGAUUUACACUCACAGCCCACGACACGUGUCAAGACAUAGACGAGUGUAGUGAAAACCUCCACCAUUGUCCCCCACACAGCGAGUGUAACAACACACUAGGAAACUAUACAUGUCUCUGUCAUACAGGAUUUACACUCACAGCACACGACACGUGUCAAGACAUAGACGAGUGUAGUGAGAACCUCCACCAUUGUCCCCCACACAGCGAGUGUAACAACACUCUAGGAAAUUACACAUGUCUCUGUCACACAGGAUUUACGUUCACAGCACACGACACGUGUCAAGGUGUGAAUGGGUCCACGGCCAUUGGUAGAGAAAUAUAA